Messenger RNA from Anopheles moucheti, 1004 nucleotides. RefSeq names its product protein obstructor-E-like. Gene Ontology annotation, molecular function: chitin binding. Gene Ontology annotation, cellular component: extracellular region. The coding region runs from base 253 to 945 and encodes 230 amino acids. Lineage: Eukaryota; Metazoa; Arthropoda; Insecta; Diptera; Culicidae. The record is from RefSeq and is a predicted model, not a curated record. The transcript has 3 exons.
UCGCGAUACUGCGCACCGACCGUCAACCAUUCGUUAAGCGGAUUCGAGCCACACCGUGAGCGGAGACAGUGCUUGCGCCGUUUUGUCUACGUUCGAAAGAUCGGUCACUUCCUCAAUCAAACGGCCGGUUGUUGAUUUUGUUGUUGUUGUUGUAGUUGCAUGUUGUAAACUCGCCAAUCAACCCUCCCCGAUCCCGGCAACGGUUCCAGCGUGUACGCAGUCAGUUCAGUGUGUUCCAUUCAUCCAGUCAGCAUGAAGCAGUUUGGCGCACUAUUUGGAGCCCUUUUCGGCCUGGUGGCACUGGUCGCGCAGGCAUCAGCGGCUGCGGCUCCGAGCUGCCCGGAACCGUACGGUGAGCAGGCGUAUCUGCAUCCGGACCACUGCGAUCAGUUCUUCCUCUGCACCAACGGUACGCUCACGCUCGAAACGUGCGAGAACGGGCUGCUGUUCGAUGGUAAGGGUGCGGUCCACAAUCACUGCAACUAUAACUGGGCGGUCGACUGCGGUAACCGGAAGUUCGCCACCGACCAGACGCCGCUGUCGACGCCCGGCUGCGAGUACCUGUUCGGCGUGUAUCCGGAUGCGGCCGAAUGUUCCACCAGCUAUCACAAGUGUGCGUUCGGUGAGGUGCACCAGGAGCUGUGCGAACCCGGUCUGGUGUACGAUCAGCGCAUCCAUGGCUGCAACUGGCCCGACCAGCUGCUCGACUCGUGCAACCCGGAGGCGGUCGUCGGUUUCAAGUGUCCACAAUCGGUACCGUCCGGCACGGUGGCGGCCCGCUUCUGGCCGUACCCGCGCUACCCCGUGCCCGGUGAUUGCCACCGGUUGAUCACCUGCGUAGAUGGACAUCCGCGUCUGAUUACUUGCGGCGAGGGUAAGGUGUUCAACGAGGAGUCACUCACCUGCGAAAACCCGGAGGAUGUGCCGCAUGCCUGCCGUCACUAGAUCAUCCCGUACUGGGGGCACGUGGCGUAACAAACAGCAUCCCGCAAACAGACAGUUUA